CAACAAAAAGUAUGUCAUAAACACGCUUAUUGUAUGCUCUCGCCAAACAAGAACGCUACGUAUGCUAAUUGUUUCUCACUUCUCCAAGAAAUCAGGCAAAAAAGAAAAUAAUAAUUAUAAACAUCCGGAUUCAGUCAAGGUGUUUUUUUUUUUUACAGCAGAAUACAUCUGGCAGUCGGAAAUGUCUGCUGUUCUACGUUGAGCUUUCUCGUUCUCCACCUCGUGGUGCUUCGAUAACAAAAAUUAUUGAUUUUCCCAUUUUCUUGUUGGAUACUCCGUCCUUCUCUGACCUUCUGCUAACCCUCAUUCUUCAUUAGGGUUUUACCAUGAAUGGUAAACAUAGCAGAAAAACUGGUUGCGUGGAUUUACAGAAUCCUCACAUCGAAGAACUAGGAGUAGAUCAUCUUUAUCAUAUUUCACUAAACACUCAGACUCAUAAUUUGCCAGAAAUGUUUUCAGACGUAAAGUUUGUAUGUACAGGAGGUACUCCUAGAAGGAUGGAAAAGUUUGCACAUUUUGUACAAAGAGAAUUAGGCAUAAAAUUACCCACGGGAACAGCCUUGUAUGAUAUAAGUGCCCGUUCUUACAGAUAUUCCAUGUAUAAAGUCGGACCUGUGAUAUCAGUUAGUCAUGGUAUGGGAAUUCCAUCUUUAUCUAUACUUUUACACGAGCUCAUCAAGUUGAUACAUCAUGCUCAUUGCGAAGAUGUCACCUUCUUGCGUCUCGGAACUUGCGGGGGCAUAGGUUUACCUGGUGGCACCUUAGUAAUUACAUCUGAAGCCGUUGAUGGAUUGCUUAAUCCUUAUUUAAAACUGCAUAUUCUUGGAAGAGUUGUAAAGAGACCUGCAGUUAUAGAUAAGGAUUUGGUUCAAGAAUUAAAAGAAAUCGCAGACUCGGAGCUCAACGAAUGUAGCACGGUUGUGGGCAAAACGAUGUGUACUGAUGACUUUUACGAAGGUCAAGGGAGAUUAGAUGGUGCCUUUUGUGAUUAUACUAUGGAAGAUAAAAUGGACUUCUUGAACGAAAUUCAUUCAAAAGGAAUCACGAAUAUUGAGAUGGAAUCACUUGCUUUUGCGGCAAUUUGCCAGCAUGCCGGUGUUAAAGGUGCUGUAGUGUGCGUAACUCUUUUAGAUCGACUUCAUGGUGAUCAAAUUGACACAUGUAAAGAAACUCUGGAAUAUUGGCAAGAAUUACCACAAAAAUUGGCUCUUGCAUUCAUAAAAAAGCGUAUGAAUUUGACUUAGUUUAAAUGUGUUAUGUUGUUCCUGCUAUGAUUAUCCUAAUUAUGUUCUGCUGUGGUAAUAAAACACGGUUGUUUAAAAAAGUUUUAAUAAAAAGUGAAUGUAGGCAA
This is a messenger RNA of Parasteatoda tepidariorum (common house spider), 1351 nucleotides long. Its product is annotated as uridine phosphorylase 1. Gene Ontology annotation, molecular function: uridine phosphorylase activity. Gene Ontology annotation, biological process: nucleotide catabolic process; uridine catabolic process. The record is from RefSeq and is a predicted model, not a curated record. Gene Ontology annotation, cellular component: cytosol; cytoplasm. NCBI's taxonomy places the organism in Eukaryota, Metazoa, Arthropoda, Arachnida, Araneae, Theridiidae.